Molecule: messenger RNA, 2341 nt
Organism: Octodon degus (degu)
Lineage: Eukaryota; Metazoa; Chordata; Mammalia; Rodentia; Octodontidae
Gene: Abra
Product: actin binding Rho activating protein
Exons: 2
Coding region: 39-1181 (380 amino acids)
Biological process (GO): positive regulation of transcription by RNA polymerase II; positive regulation of Rho protein signal transduction
Cellular component (GO): sarcomere
Molecular function (GO): actin binding
Source: RefSeq, a predicted model, not a curated record
CUUGCUGGGCAGUAUAGGUCUGGGAAGGAACAGGUAGCAUGGCCCCAGGAGAGAAGGAGCAGGCGGAGGGGCCGGCCAAGAGGGCCCUGCGCAAAGUGCGCACAGCCACCCUGGUCAUCAACCUGGCCCAGGGCUGGCAGCAGUGGGCCUCAGAGAACAGCACCAGGCAAGCCCAGGAGCCCCCGGGCUGGGUGCCAGGAGGGACCCAGGAUGAAGCCGCUGCUCCCCGGCCAGCCGUGCACCCCACUGCCCUCCAGGACGCUCAGAGGGCCACAAAGUCUCAACCCCCAAAGCCAGAGGGCAAUAAAAAUGCACAUGGCUCAGAAGAAGCCACCGAAGCCUCACGCAUCAAAAGGAAAGAGGUGACCAAAAGUGUCGUGAGCAAGGCUUAUGAGCGAGGGGGUGACGUGAGUGCCCUAGGCCAUAGGUAUGAGCUGGAGGGGGACCCACCCGGGCCAGCGCACUCAGAGGACAGCUUGGACAGGCUCCUCCGAAGCCAUGCGUCGCCCACUCGCAGGAGGAAGUGCGCCCACCUGGUAUCAGAGCUAAGCAGGGGCUGGAAGGAGCUGUGCCAGGAGACACCCACCUGGAAGAGCGACAGUGUGGACACGGAGGACAGUGGCUACAGUGAGGCUGAGGAGAGGCCGGAGCAGGAGGCAGCCCCGGUGGCUACCACCAGGAUCAAGCGCCCCUUGGCUUCCCAGGCGGGAAGGUACACGGAACAGCUCAGCUGCAAGGCACACCGGAAGCUCAGCCAGGUGGGCUGCCUGGCGGGCAGGUGGCAGCAGUGGGCAGAGCAGCACAUCCAGACCCAGAAGCUCAACCCCUUCAGCGAGGAGUUCGACUACGAGCUGGCCAUGGCCACGCGCCUACACCGUGGGGACGAGGGAUACGGCCGGCCCAAGGAGGGCACCAGGACAGCAGAGCGGGCCGAGCGGGCCCAGCAGCACAUCCACCGUGAGAUCAUGGAACUGUGCCUGGUCAUCCGCACCAUGGCACGCCACCAACGGGACGGCAGGGUGCAGGUCACUUUCGGAGAGCUCUUCGACAGGUACGUGCGCAUUUCGGACAAAGUGGUGGGCAUCUUGCUGCGUGCCAGGAAGCACGGCCUGGUACACUUUGAGGGAGAAAUGCUGUGGCAGGGCCGCGAUGACCAUGUGGUCAUCACCCUGCUGCAGUGACCCGGUGGCCACCGCCCUGCUGGAGUGACCGGCAACGGUGUUCCCUGGGAGCAAGCCUUACCAAGUCAGACGUGGCCCAUUCCUGUCCUGCCGCUCAAUGCCAGCCUAUGAAGGACUAAAACAAGCUAGUCUGUAACAAGGCGACAAAUAUUAAACAACCUUUACAUAAAUGAAUUUUGCACUAUUUAAGAGGUUUGAAAACUGACAAAGCACACAGAAAGCAUUUCCAAAAGCACUCACAGAAUGUUAAUUAUAGUAAGAAUAUUGAUAUUUAAAAUUCUACUUACCUUUUGAAGAAAAAAAUACUUGGCUAUCUACUGAAAAAUUGCUACAGCUAAGAAAAAUGUGGACUUCAGAUGAAGCUUGCAAAACAUGUCAGCGACAAUUUAUGAAGAGUCCAUUAAAUUUGGUUAAACUUAAAAUCCUCAAGAAGUUGGACUUCCUGCUUUUUAAAUCAGCAUCUCACAUGAGGCAGUAUGUCCUCAGCAAGAGGCUGAAGCUGCUGUGGCUCUGCCCCAGCUGGGAGCCCCGGCCUCCUGCUCCUGCGGCACCGCAGCGAAGCCCUGAAACAUGCACCGCUAUGGCCCCGGACAGGGAAGCGGGUGGCGUCCACAGGGGAGACCUGGACAGCGCCAGCAUCCUGCGACUCCUCAGACAAUGUUCUCCUACAAGUCUUAACAGUCAUGCUGCUUAAUCUACUUCAAAGCACAAUGAAAAAAUAUAGAACACAAUACAGAGUGUCCAAGGUAGAAGACCCUCAUUGAGUCAUUGUUGAAUUAAAAACAUUUAGGGCAUUUCAAUUUUCCUUUGUAUUUUAAACACAGAAACAUAACUGUCUAAAAGUCAUGAAAAAGCAAUGUGAGUCCUGCUAAGGUUAAAAAAAAAAAAGUACAGUAAGCAGGAGGCAGCAAGGGGCAAGCGUCUCACAUAACCUGCUGCUUGUUAAUUUCUCCUUAAGGAGAAGUAAUGGCCUAUUGAGCCUAAAAACAGUGGAUAAAUGUGAGGUACAAUUCCCACCAAAUUCAAGGAAAAUCAUAAGAACUAUACCACUGGAGGUAAAUACAAUAAAUAAGGUCAAAUUAUUAUACCUCAAAAUAUCAAGUAUUCACAAUUGUGUUAGACUUAAAAUAAAACACACAUUAAACUACCUUAAGAAUUAC